ACAUGCAACGUGGGCAGGGCUUUGUUGGUGGCUCUCUCUCACCCAUUCAUCUAGACACCGAUGAAUGCAGGGAGGGUCAGGAUAGAUGGUUUCCUGAAAUUGUGGCUGGCACUUUCACCCUCUGGAGCAAUGCAUGGAAGCAGAGGUAUCAGGUCAAUGAAAGAGAUCACAGUCUGAAGGGAGGAAAGCCCAAACCUGGACUUUCUAUUCAAAGAAGUGGCAACAGAGAGCUGGAGCAGAGGUUUGCAGCAGAAAGGUGGCAGAGAACCCAGGCAGGUCGCGGCUGACGUCGCCGCCCAGAUGGCCUCCAGGCUGACCCCGCUGACCCUCCUCCUGCUGCUGCUGGCUGGGGAUCCAAAGAGCACUCAAGGAGAAAGUAUCCCAGAGGGAGAUGCCCCCAAGAGUCUGCCCACUCAGCGCUCCAUGGAGUCUUCCACCUGGCAUCCAGAGAAAAAUGUCUCUGAGAAUCUAUCCACUCAACUCUUCAUGAAUUCUUCCGCCUGGCCAAAAACAGACUCAGACACCAAAAUAACAGCAAAUACCAUGAAUGAGCUCACCACCCAACCCUUCACCCAGUACACCCAAUCAACUAUGCCGCCUACCACCGAGCCCAUCUGCCCAGGGCCUGUUCUGUGCUCUGAUUUUGACAGGGUUUCCACAGAGGCCACAUUGAGGGAAGCAUUAAUGAAUUUCUCCCUGAAGCUCUACCAGGCUUUCUCAGCCACCAAGAAGGCUGACACCAAUAUGGCCUUCUCCCCAUUCAGCAUUGCCAGCCUCCUCACACAGGUCCUGCUUGGGGCUGGGGACAGCACCAAGAGCAACCUGCAGAGUGUCCUCUCCUACCCCAAGGAAUUUGCCUGCGUGCACCAAGCCCUGAAGGCCUUCACGUCCAAAGGCAUCACCUCAGUCUCUCAAAUCUUCCACAGCCCAGACCUGGCCAUAAGGGACACUUUUGUGAACAUCUCUCAGAGCCUGUAUGGCACCAGCCCCAGAGUCCUGGGCAAUGACAGUGAUGCCAACUUGGAGCUCAUCAACACUUGGGUGGCUGAGAAUACCAACCACAAGAUCAGCCAACUACUAGACAGCCUGCCCUCCGACACCCGUCUUGUCCUUCUCAAUGCCGUCUACCUGAGUGCCAAAUGGAAGAAAACAUUUGAUCGAAAGAAAAAGAUGGAGUCUUUCUACUUCAAAGAGUCUGUGAUACAAGUGCCCAUGAUGAGCAGCAAAAAGUAUCCUGUGGCCCAUUUCACUGACCCAACUUUGAAGGCCAAGGUGGGGCAGCUGCAGCUCUCCCACAAUCUGAGCUUUGUGAUCAUAGUACCUCAGAGCCUGAAACACCAUCUUGAGGACAUGGAGCAGGCUCUCAGCCCCACUGUCUUCAAGGCCAUCAUGCAGAAGCUGGAGCUGUCCAAGUUCCAGCCCACUUACCUGAUGAUGCCCCGCAUCAAGGUGAAAAGCAACCAAGACAUGCUGUCGAUCAUGGAGAAACUGGAAUUCUUUGACUUUACUUAUGACCUCAACCUGUGUGGGCUGACAGAGGACCCGGACCUUCAGGUGUCGUCCAUGCAGCACCAGACGGUGGUGGAAUUGACUGAGACAGGUGUGGAGGCAGCUUCAGCCUCUGCCAUCUCUGUGGCCCGCAAUCUGCUGACCUUUGAGGUGCAACAGCCCUUCCUCUUCCUGCUUUGGGACCAGCAGCACAAGUUUCCUGUCUUCAUGGGGCGGGUGUAUGACCCCAGGGUCUGAGACCUGCAGGGUCAAGCUGGGCCAACCCUGCCACCCAAGCCACAGCUCUCCUGGUUGCAGCCCUGCUAUUACCUGCUUAAAGGGCUCCCUCAGGGUCUGGCAAAGGGAUUUGUUUUCAUCAACCCAUCCCCAUGGCCCUGUCAUGCUCUCCAAAUCACUUCUUGCAGCUUUUGUUCAUUCAAGUUCACCAAACUCUACAAUAAAAUCUGAAGA
Molecule: messenger RNA, 1959 nt
Organism: Castor canadensis (American beaver)
Lineage: Eukaryota; Metazoa; Chordata; Mammalia; Rodentia; Castoridae
Source: RefSeq, a predicted model, not a curated record